Linum trigynum is the source of this 5232-nucleotide messenger RNA. Lineage: Eukaryota; Viridiplantae; Streptophyta; Magnoliopsida; Malpighiales; Linaceae. The record is from the annotation of a GenBank genome assembly.
GCCAACGGGCCGGAUUAUAAGCUAGUAUGGAUAAUAGUUGAAGAUAGACUCAAUAACCCUCGACAAACAUAGAUAAACGAAGUAACAAAACAAAAUAAUAUAAAACUCUCGAGAUAUCUCGACGUACAUAUUUAUUCGAAAUACUUUCUACUUGGUUGUAAUAAGAAAAUGGAUUUGGGUUUGGAUUAUAUCUAAAUUCCUAGAGAAUGAAAUUUCCUCAUUCAAUAAAUGAUCAAUGAUUGGAGGUUAGAGAGUUAUCCAAAUCAAGUACCGUAUGCAAUGUUGGGAAGAGAUCGUAUUGCUGAUUGUGGCGGAGACAUACACAGAGAGACAAGUGACAACAGACUUCCAGACUCCAGUUGGUACAGCAAAUGCGACUCCCCAAACACACAUUCUUCUCACAUAAUCAGUUCAGUCCUGCAUUAUAAAACUCCCCUGGCUGGUUGCGGUUCUGUGGCCAGAAAUGCCCGAACGUUCAUCAAAGAGUUUUGGUUGAUCAAGGUAGGGCAAGCAGGGGAUGGAGAAAACAGAGCACGAACAUGCUUCAUGCUCUCUGUUUUUUUGGAAGCUAUCUGCCUGCCUACGGUUCAUGUUCCUUAUAAUUGGCAAGUAUUAGGCUGGACUUUUGUCGCAAAGAUAUAGAGACUGAUCUCUCUCUCUGAGAUUUGUGGGCAUUUCAGUAGUUUUCCCCUGGUGGUUUUGCUAAUGGAAGCAGUCUAACGUCGAUGUUAACAGAGCAGUGAGGGAGGUGUUGGUUCGUAAUCAGAUACCCAAAAUUUUCUUCAGUCUUCGUUGGGAAUUUUUGUCAGGGCGCGGAGGUGGGACCUGGGCAGAGGAAAAGAUGUGGCGAGAUCUCAUGCACGAACAUGAUUUGUGAUCUUAAUAAUGCCCCUGCCAUGCCAUUCUGUUACUAAUUCGACGGAAUGAGAAAUGUAGAGAUUUGACAAUAGGUGGGUUGGAUUGCGACGUUGGAGGAGUUGGAAGGAUAAGGAAUGCGUUAUAAUUCGUGUGUUUAAGUACUUAAUAAAAAUAGGUAAACCGGUUAUGGGGGAUUUGUAAAUUUGAAAAUUCAUGGAUUUUUAUUUUUGUGUUUUGUGUUUGGGACGGUGAACGUAAGUUUGGUGGACCUCUUCUCUCAAGAAGUAGUAUUAGAUUAUGGUUUCAAAGUCUGGAUUCAGGAUGGUGGACGUAAGUUUGGUGGAUACCGAUCUCAACAAGCGGUAUCGAAGUUCGGUUUCAAAGUGGCGGACCCUCGAUUUGUGGUCUUGGGAUUUGAGAUACGCAUCUGUUUGUCGAAUCAAUAGACAUUCGUGUUUGUUUGGUUGAUCAAAGGAUAUAUGCCUAAGUGUUGGCGUAAUACACAAAGUUCGUGGUUCUUGUGUCAGAAAGAAAGAUGUGGCGAGAUCUCAUGCAUGAAGAUGAUAUGUGAUCUGAAUGCCCCCACCAUGACAUUUUGUUACUUACUCACUGUUCGUUGGAAUGAGAAAUGUCUAAGUAAACGGAUUGUAAUAAUGUAUAGAUUUGACAUUGGGUGGAAUUGUCAUGUUGGGGGAGUUGGAAGGAAUUUGUAAAGGUUUGUGUGUUAGUUAUUUUAAGUUUAAGUGGGUAAAAGGGUUAUUAGGGAUUUUGUUAAUUUGAAAAAUUAUGUUGUUCUUGAUUUGGAAUUGCUAAUUGCUUUCUAUCAACUGUUUUCUUUUUAACUAGUUUUUCUUCUUUUUUCUUCUUUAUUGGAAAAUCCGACGGAAUGUUAUCUUAUUUUCGUUCAAUCAUUUUUAUUCACCAGUUGGCCAUUACACUAGAGCGCUGACGAGACGAAUGAACUUUUUGAAUGGGAAGAAGGGCGAAAGAAUUGCAUUAUUACAUCGGCAUAUAACUUCAAUUUGUUUUAUACUUCACGUUUCUACCGAGACUUGUUUAGUAGGAAGAAUGAUUUUAAAUGUUGAUCGAAUUCACCUCUCAAACGUCACACUUACAUAGUAUUAGUUGUAUAUUUAUAAUCUACCAAACAAACCCGAUUUUCCACUCACUUUAUCAACACGGCUAUCGGCAAAUAAUUGGAACUCUAGGGCCUGUUUACUUUCAUUUCCGUUUCCUGUUUUUGAGAAAACAAAUGUUGAAAACAGAUGAAAACAACAUUUUGUCGUUUCCGAAAACAGCAGGAAGUUGCCACUUUCUGUUUUCAUAGUUGGAAACGAAUAGAAAACAGAAUGAAAAGUAAACAAGUUUUCUCAUUUCGGUUGCCAAAUUUAUCACAUGAAAAUAGAAAACAGAAAACGAAAAUGGAAGUAAACAGGGCCUAUGAUUUUGUUCUUUUGCCCAAUCCCAUACAUGCUUAAAGAAAAGUAGAUCAUCCAUUUUUUCUUACAUGCACUAGAGGAAAAUCAUGUCACGAACUAUUCAGUGAGAUUAUAAGAAAGUGACGUGAUUGACUCUUAUUUGUUUGAUCACCUGAUCAUCAACCAAAGUAUACCCAAUCUUGAACCAACUAGCACAAGAAGAAAAUCUCCCGUAAGAUACAUGAAUGUAUUCGGAUGUCACAUUACACCUCUCUACUUCUACAACGAAAUAAACAUUAAGUGUCUCUGUCCAGGGUAACAAACAUGUUACAGCUUCGAUUAUCUGAUCGCCAUGUUCUGGAAUGUCUCUUCAUUGCCCUACCUCUCCCUCUACAUUAUAUUCAUUCACCAGUGCCAAAGACUGCAACUUGAGGAACCACACCAUACUUUCAAUCCCUCCUCCUUCCCCAUUCUGCCCACUCAGUCUUCAACCAGAGCUUCUCCGCCAUACAUCUCCAAACAUUCCCCUGUUACAUGCUCUGCAGUACACCUCUGUUUUUUUCUUUUUGGCCUGGACCAGAGAAUCACCAUAUCCACCCAUUAAACAAAAUCCAACAUGGAAAGACCCACAACGAUGAGAGCAAUCCCAGGACGGCGGGGAGGAGUAGAAUCCACCCCAUCUCCUUACUUCCCCUUCUCCCAGAAACUUCCACCGGCAGUCCACGACGCUUCUUUCUCCUCCUACCUCCAGCCAGGCAGCAACCCAAUCGACGAUUCCGCCGAGAUCAGCAUUUUCGACGCCACCAAGUACUUUAACAGCGAGGCUGAGAAUCCCAAACUCAGUAUUAACAGAGUAUCCCCUGUUGUUGCUAAUGGUAAUAGCAAUAACUCCGGUGUCGUCGUUUCCGAGCCGCCCCGAUUUUCGUCCGCUUCCUCGUCGGUGGAUGGGUAUGGAUACGCCAACCGGAACUACCGUACCGGAUCGUUCCACGCCACGCCGACGGCUUCGUCGGAGGCCAGCUGGAACAGCCAGACCGGGCUGCUGUCGAACCCGCCGGGGGCCUUGGCUGUGUCGGUGAGGCACCCCCAAGGUUCCGUCGCCGAUGAUCAGAAGAAGAGAGGGUCGGCGAAGAAAUGGAUUCUUGGACGGAGGUGCCCUUGCUCCGGCAAGAAGUCUGUUCAGGUAGAGGAGAAGAUGUCGGAACCCAGAACUCCGAUGUCCCAUUUAGCUCCGAAUAACAGGGUAACGGUGAGUGCGAUGGUGAAGAGGCAGGGGAGUAACAGUAAUGAUCACAGCAAUAAUAACAUCCCGAAAAUCCCUAAUUCGUUCCCGGGUCGGGUCGAGAAGAGCGAUUGCAGCUCCGCCCCGAGUUCAAUUGAUUGGAUGGAGCGACGGGAGAUUGAAAUCCCUAAUUCUGUACGGAGGAUCUCGGCGGAGACUACCAGGUUCGGUAGCCACCACCGCGUUGUCCUGCCGCCGAAUUCCACCGAAGGGAAUUCGAUAGGCGGCGGAGGGGGAUUCACUUUCCCGAUUCUGAGCCAAUCUGCUGCGGCGGCGGCCCCGCCGGUUAAAUUGGUGCUGAAGCCGAAGCUGUCGAUCCUCGAGGACCCGCCGCGGGAGUCUCUGGAAGUGUUCCGCCCGGCGGAGGAGGUGAUUGUCGGCGGCGGCAAUUCAGCGGUGAAGCUGGGGCCGGAGCCGCCGAAGCGGCAGAGCUUCACUUUCCCGGCGAGCCCCAGGUCGCGAAUGACGGCGGCGGCGACGGACGACGACUUGGCGAGCGACGCGAGCUCGGACCUCUUCGAGAUCGAGAGCUUCUCCACGCAGACAACGUCGUACCAGCUCGGGAGCAACCGCCGUGACUCGAUGGAGGACGCGUCGACGUUCAACGCGCGGAGAUUGAGCGGAAUCGGCGGGGGAGGAGGAGGGGGCGCGUAUAGGGAGCGCGUGGAAGAGGAAGAGGAGGAGGAGGAAGAGGUGGCGGCGACGGAGUGUUACGAGCCGAGCGAGGCGAGCAUCGCGUGGAGCGUGGUGACGGCGGAAGGGUUCGACAGGGCGAGCGUGACGAAUUACUCCGUGACGGCGUCGGAGGCGGACGAGGUCAGGUUCAUGAUGAUGAGGCAGGUGGAGGCGGCGAGGAACGGCGGCGGUGGAGGAGGAGGAGGAGGGAAGAAGAGGGGUGGGUUGUUGAGCUGUCGGUGCGAGAAGGCGGUGAGCGUGGGGCCGCAACCGAUGAGGACUGGUGGAGGAGGAGAGGGACAGCGGGGUGUUAAUAUGGCGGCGGGGCAUGUGAACGGCCGGGCGGCGGCGAUGAAUAGUAGCCAUAAGAAGCCACCACUUGCGAAGUCUCAUUCUGCUCGAUUGUCUCUGCCCUUUGCAGCAUAAAAGCAAACAGGUUCUUACCUUGUAGUGAUGAUCAUUUAGCUGCAAUUUGAUUUAGUAUAUCACGUAACGUUGUACGGCCACAAUCAUCGAGCAAAGAGUGUUAUCACUGUUAUGUGUUCAUUUCAUUUUCAAUUCUCGUGUUUGCUUUGUUUUAUUAUAAAUUUUUUUUUUUUGGCAUGGGGUUUGGAUUUGGAUUGUUACCGUUAAUUUGUUGCGAUGGGUGAUCAGGGGAGUUUUUCAAUUGAGUUGGUUGGAUUGGUUGAUUGGGUUACUUGUUUGUUAUAGAUCGGUUUGAUUUGUUGGGUGGUGGGUAUAUAAAUAUGAUUUGAUCGUAUGCCAUGAAUUUCAACGUGUCACUUUCAAAUUAUGAAGAGACUCAAAGUUGUCUAAUCAGGAGGAGGAGGCAUUCUACACAGUGAGAGACGGUCAUAAAUUAGAAAUGGUGGAAUGUGGCAAAGUUGAGCCCACUAAAGGAGGCUAAAGUUAGCUUAUCGAUUCGUGGAGCGAGAACGUCAAAGCGUUAAUUUGUAAGGAAUUCAAUAUUAAGAACGUGAACAAAGCUUUAAUAUUACA